UGGCAACACUGCCUUGAAUCACAUCAAUUACCUAACCUCAAAUUUGACGUUCGUAUAAAUGUAAAUAUUUUUAUUUGUCGCUAUCAGAGACGAGUUUUGCUUCGCGAGUGAACAUGUUAAUUUCCUCUAAAAAUGAAAUUGGCCGGUAGCUUUUUGUUAAUUUCAACUGCAUUGACGUUCGCUUAUUUCCUGGGGCUCGUUCAGUUUCUAACUGAAAAUGGAGAAGAUAAAUGCGAGAUGACUUAUAUGUUUGAGUACCCCCAAUUUGUGAAAAUUUCUAAUAGAAUCGACAAAGUGUACAAAAGGUAUGGAUUGUACGCUUACAGCGAAGGGAGGUUGACCCAAAAAACCAGAGAUAUGUACUUUGAUGGUAUCCCAGUCCUCUUUAUACCCGGCAAUAAGGGGUCUUUUAAACAAGUUCGUUCCCUCUCUUCGAUUGCAUUGCGAAAGUGGCUGAAUUCCAGAAUACCCUUUCAUUUCGACUACUUUACAGUGGACUUGAACGACGAGUAUUCCGGCGCAUACGGCCCGCUUUUAUACGACCAAUUAAAUUACGUAAAUUCCUCUGUAUACAGAAUCCUGGAGCUAUACAAAGACAAAAGAAACCGCCCUAAAUCGAUCGUAUUAAUCGGCCAUUCGAUCGGAGGAUCAGUAGCUUUGAAGUUGUUAUCUCAAACAACUAAUCCCGCUUUAGUGCCUAUAUUGAUAACGUUAUCUUCUCCUAUGAAACGGCCUCCUUUAUUAUUCGAUUAUCACUUUAAUCGGUUUUAUGACAAUAUUUUAAACGAGCGCCUAAACUCUACCACGCUGGUUCACGUCAACGGUGGUUACAGGGACUUGCUCAUCUUACCUUUCUUGACAAAGAAUAACCUAGAUAAUGCAGUUACUGUUGCGACCUCGCAUAUCCCAAUUUCGUGGACCGAAUGUGAUCACGUACAAAUUUUAUGGUGCAAACAAGUCGUAUUGGCAAUAAUUAGGGCUCUAUUCGAUAGCGUUGAUACGGGAACUCAUCAAAUUUCAUCUAACGAUACUCUGCGGAAAUCAGCAUUUCAGCAUCACCUUCAUCACCAUUCCGGUAUUAAAUUUAGGGAUCGAAGCAAAUAUUUGUCGCCUUCGUUACUGAACAGUAAAGGGAAAUGGAUAGAAAAUAUACAGAAACAGUACUCCGUAGAAUACCCGGUUGGGUUGAAUCAAUUAGAAUGGUACAUGGUAUCGAUAUCCGAGUUUUCCGGGUACGAAAAGCUUUCCAUUUUAGCCGUUAAUAUGGAUAUUGUCGAUUGGGUGUUUGCAUGUAACGCCUACGUUCUUAAAGGCUCCAGUAGAAUGUGCCGUGAAGCGUUCCAUUUGACACCUAAAUCUGAUAUCGCACCGUCUACUAAUUAUAAAAGAAGAUUCAUCGAAGUAAAUCUGAAGCAUUUGAAGCAGCAGAACCCCGAUUUGACUCAUGUCGUCUUCCGGGCUUUACCUACCGAUGAUUUACUAGAGUACCACGUUGAUGUGCACGGUGCAGAUCAACGAUCACUCUCCGUGCAAUUACCAUCCUGGUUCUCGUUGAGCAAUAAAGUCAUAAUGGAAAGAACUCCCGAUAAAUCGCUGUACUUCGAACUGGAAUUGAAGCAACUCGAUCACGUAAUGCAGUAUUACAAAUUAUAUUUGGAACCUUUGCGAUGUUCCAAAUCCGAGCAUCAUGCAUCCAUUACCUUAUCUAGUCCGUGGAGUCACGAAAACUAUCACGGAUUCGUUACGCACAACGCGAAGAAGCCUUUUGUAGUUAGAUUACUCAAUUCGAAACCCGGUGAAUUUCGAAACCAUUCGGCUGUGAUAAAAUUAAUCUUAGAUCCGUCCUGUACCUAUAAGAUAAGCAUACAAAGCUCGAUUUUCGGAACGUUGGGCCAAUUAGCGAGGACUUAUUCACCUUUACUGCUAGCCAAUGUCGCAGCAGUAGUUUUGAUGUCCUUAAGGUACCAGCUCAACAAUUUGAACCAGGGAUAUUGCUCAAUUAUGCUGAUAGCUUUACUAGAAGGAGCGAAACCUUUAUAUGUAUUAUUCGGUUUUAAGUUAAUUUCGCAAUUAUUUAGCUUUUUCAACAUCUAUUAUCUUCCUGCGCCAGAUAAUUUGUAUUUGAUGGACGAAGGGACAGACUUUUUCCUACUUCCUUUGUUGCUCUAUUUGUGUAGCGUUGGAUUAACAUGGAUAUUAACUGUUGCUUUCAUAGUAUCUCUAGUAGCGUUGGAGUCUACCAUGCACAAAUUGUGCUUAAGAUUACUAGCAGCUACUGUAAGCUUCAACAUGUCUUGGUCUGGCUAUAUCUUAAAUGGUCUUCACAAAUUACCGGUUAUAGUGGGCCUGACGUUAAUAUCAUUGUCUGUUGGGGUAUGCGGAGGGCUAGCAUUGUGCCUGGGUACAGUGUUUUAUUUUUUGAGAUUGACGCAAAUGUCGCAAGAUUUCGUGGAGGAAAUAGUUUGGAUUGUUGUAAAGAGAUUCGCUAAAAAAUGUAAAAGGUUCUUCAGGAAAAGGCGGGAUCCUGUUUCUGGAGAAUUAGUUAUAAGUAGCGAGGCUAAUUUAGCGGUACUCGAUCAAUCUGAUGUAAAUACUGGUGUUUCUGGAGGAGCAGGCGCUGGCGAAAACGAUGGAAGUAGUGUGGAAAAGUUCGAUGAACGGGUAAAAGAGAAUGAAAUCGAGGCGAAAAAUACAGAAAAAGGCGAUGGUGAUAAGAAUAGCGAACUAGAAAAGACAGAAGACACGAUUAGCAGUGAUAGUAAAGUAGAUAAUGUUAUUGAAAAGGUGACAAGUGGUGAUGAAAGUGAGGAAAAUUCUGCAGAGGGAUUAAAUCAAACGGAAACAUCUAGGGAACCGGAUGAAUCUAAUGAUGAGACAUUAUUGGGAAAUCUAGAUCUUUCGACUUCUUAUAAUAGUAUAUUCUUCCAUUCUACUAUUUUCUUUUUGUGGGUUAUUGUUACUGUCAUUAACAUACCUGCUGUACUUACUUGGGCUCACAAUUUCAAAUACAAUACCAAAUUGACACCGGAUACCUCUUUUUUACCCGGAGUUGCGUUGAGCUUCUGUUCGCUCUUUCUGUGGCAAUUUGAUUUUCCCAAAAUUAAGAAGAAAUGGUCGGAAAAAAUUGAAGAUUUUCUAUUUAUAGUGACGAUUGUUGUCUUAGUGUUUACUACACUCUCCAUUUACAGGCUCAAUUACCUUCUCACCUUAGUAAUAUUGGUUGUAACAUUUCAUCAAUUGCUGGCACCUGAUGUUGGAGAAACGGAGGAAAAUGACGAAAAUGAUGAAAAUAAAACUGAGGAUAAACCAAACUAUCAAGAUAUUAAAAUGAAAACAGAAUAAAGUCAUGCGAAAAAACACAUCUAUACAAAAUACGCUUUGUUUAGUCCGUAGCAUUGUAAAUUUGUAUAUUUACCAAAGACAUUAAUUUAUUUAUGUACUAACAACUCAAACACACCUUGAU
Phyllotreta striolata is the source of this 3463-nucleotide messenger RNA. The record is from the annotation of a GenBank genome assembly. NCBI's taxonomy places the organism in Eukaryota, Metazoa, Arthropoda, Insecta, Coleoptera, Chrysomelidae.